CCACUUUUAAAGGACAACGAAGUAGAAAAGAGACAUGUUUAAAUCAGACUCCGCUUUAUUUGCGUUGUCGCCGGGUUGCCAAAUAAUGCCAUAACAAACAGCAGACAACAUCCAGAAGAAGAGCCAGGAUUAAAACCAAAUAACAAACAGUUUGUGAUAAUUCCUGGAAACAUGGUAGUGUCUCUAACACAAGCCUGCCGGAGUCUGGCUCUUUCUACAUGGCUGCUGUCCUUCUGCUUUGUGCAUUUACUGUGUUUAGACUUCACAGUGGCGGAGAAGGAGGAAUGGUACACUGCGUUCGUCAACAUCACCUACCUGGACCCGGUGACAUCUGAAAUAAAGACUGACAGGAGUGAAUGUGGCAGGUAUGGGGAGCACUCCCCUAAAAGAGACGCCAGGGGCUUUGUGUUUAUGCCCCAGGACAGACAGGCUUGUGAUGGGAACACCAGAUUUCCCCUGCCACAUCCCAGCAUCCCAUGGAUUGCACUGAUAGCUAAAGGAAACUGCACUUUUAGGGAGAAGAUCAGACAUGCUGCGGCUCUCAAUGCUUCUGCUGUGGUGAUUUUCAAUGUGGGCUCCAGCAACUCUAAUGACACCAUCACCAUGCCACACCACGGUACCGGCGAUGUGGUGGCCAUCAUGAUUCCUGAGCCCAAAGGUCGAGAGAUCAUGGCUCUGCUGGAGAAGAACAUAACGGUGGCCAUGCACAUCUCCAUCGGCACACGAAACCUGCAGAAAUACGUGAGCCGCACGUCAGUGGUGUUCGUCUCCAUUUCCUUCAUCGUCCUCAUGAUCAUCUCGCUGGCCUGGCUGGUCUUUUACUACAUCCAGCGCUUCCGAUAUGCCAACGCUCGAGACCGCAGUCAGAGGCGAUUGGGCGAUGCUGCAAAAAAGGCCAUAAGCAAGUUACAAGUGCGGACCAUCAGGAAGGGAGACAAGGAAACAGAUUCAGACUUUGACAACUGUGCGGUGUGUAUUGAAGACUACAAACCUAAUGAUGUGGUGCGGAUCCUGCCCUGCCGGCAUGUCUUCCAUAGGAACUGUGUGGACCCGUGGCUUCAAGACCACAGAACGUGUCCCAUGUGCAAAAUGAACAUCCUGAAGGCGCUGGGCAUCCCGCCCAACACAGACUGCUCAGACGACGCUCCUCCAGACUAUGAGACGUCCAGUGGGCAACCAAGCAUCGCAGUGACUGGUGCCAGUGAGGUGUCUGUCGGCGAGAGCUCGCUGGUUUUAGACCAGCCACUCAGAAUAACCGGUCUGUCACACGAUUACCAGGAGAUGAACUCGGUGCCGGCGGACGCAGAGAGUCCACACAUCGCCAGCAGUGAGCAGCAUCAGCCCUCCAUGAGCAAUGAUCCAGACAUCAUGCCAAUGGAGAUCGCAGAGCUUCAGUCUGAUCUUGAACAGGAGGAUGUGAAGUCCUGAAGACUCUCAGUGCCAUAAACACGGCAGCGGGACAAUAACAGACCAAGAGCAAUAGCAGCACAGGUGUGCAACGUCUUUGUUGUUUUUUUCCUCCAUCACCACAAAAAAACGUCUCCCUUAUCAUUAUUUUUUUUUCUGACUGAACUGAAUGUCGUCUCCUGCAUUACCAGACUGCGAGGAAUGCGAAGGCUUUUAAUUCGGACAAAUGUUGACAGUCAACUUCCCUGUGGGAUCACUGCCAGUACACAUCAGGAUAUUCCAAAAUUAAUAUGCAUCGAUGAGUGUGGCUCAUAAUGGUUAUAAGAUUACACUAAUUAAAAAAAACUAUAAUAGUUUAUAUUAAUAAAUGCUAGUGUUUUUGAACCAUAUAUUCUAGUGCACA
This is a messenger RNA of Danio rerio (zebrafish), 1810 nucleotides long. It is a transcript of the gene rnf150a, whose product is annotated as ring finger protein 150a. Gene Ontology annotation, cellular component: membrane. The record is from RefSeq and is marked validated. NCBI's taxonomy places the organism in Eukaryota, Metazoa, Chordata, Actinopteri, Cypriniformes, Danionidae.